Molecule: messenger RNA, 998 nt
Organism: Coccinella septempunctata (seven-spotted ladybird)
Lineage: Eukaryota; Metazoa; Arthropoda; Insecta; Coleoptera; Coccinellidae
Exons: 2
Coding region: 65-919 (284 amino acids)
Source: RefSeq, a predicted model, not a curated record
UAAUCGAAAAGUUAUUGAUUUCGUUCGAUGUGCAAAAUGUAUUGGAAUUUUUCAUCCGUCGUGCAUGGCUAGAGAUGGAAACAGGGGAUCAGCGGUGUGCCAACACGAAGCCAUCAGAUCCGAAGAAAUGUCAGCUCAAGGCGAUUUACGUAUGCAAAACAUACUACUGAAGCAGCAAGUAGAAUUUCUAAAAGAUAAAUUGAACGAAAUGCAUCAAAACAAUAAAACGCUUCAUGACAAUAAUAAAUUAUUGCAAAGUGUUAUCGAAAAUUUCAUCAGUAUAAAAAAUAUCGGUUCACAACAAAAAAAUAAGAACAAUGUUAACAACAGAAAAGUCGUAUCCUACGCCGACAGAGUAGCUGGUGAAGGAAAGACAGUUGAAUGUAAGAAUAACGCAGUAGUCACAGAAAAGCGCAAGGUGACACAUCCGGACGUGAGGUUAAAUAUCGAACAACAAAAGGUCAACGAAGUCAACGUGAAUGUAAACAGAGAAAUGGAACAGGAUGGAAAUGUAACUGAAGUGGAUGGAGAAAAAUGGAAACAAGUGACAUAUCAAAAGAAAAAGAUCAGAUCCUCUUAUCCUCCGAGGUCGAAAAAUGAGUUAGUCUGCGAUGGUUCAAAAAUAAAUGAUAAACAAACUACGAUUUCGGGAGCUACAAAAAAAAAAUGGCUUUAUGUAGGAAGAAUUGCUGGCGGAGACGUCACGGAGGAAGAAAUUGAAAAUUUUUUGAAAAACACUGAUGGACUAGGGAACAUAGUAGUGAAAAAACUAGAUACAAAAGGUUCUAACUCUGCAUUCAGUGUGGGUUUACCAUCAGAGGAAGUUUAUAAGACUGUAUACAGUAAGGAGUUCUGGCCAGCAGGAGUCAUCCUAAGAGAAUUCUCAUUUAAGAAUUUUUUUCCACACCGGAAGAGAUAAAUUUUAGUCAAGCCUCCUAAAGCUGAUGUUAACAUAUUUUUCGAGAAAAUAACAACCAUUCUCCAGAAAUGCUUGAAGG